Molecule: messenger RNA, 3180 nt
Organism: Hyalella azteca
Lineage: Eukaryota; Metazoa; Arthropoda; Malacostraca; Amphipoda; Hyalellidae
Product: cyclin-D-binding Myb-like transcription factor 1
Exons: 10
Coding region: 167-2020 (617 amino acids)
Biological process (GO): regulation of transcription by RNA polymerase II
Cellular component (GO): nucleus
Molecular function (GO): RNA polymerase II cis-regulatory region sequence-specific DNA binding; DNA-binding transcription factor activity, RNA polymerase II-specific
Source: RefSeq, a predicted model, not a curated record
CUGGAAUUUGAAAGAAUUAAUGAAAUAGCAUCAAAUGGUUAUCUUAAUAGAUCAGAAAGGGUGAAAUUGGAUCUUCGUUUUAUAGGUUAGCUGUUAUUUUCAGAUCUGAUUCAAAAUCUAAAGCAGGCCUAUUGUGUAGAAUAUCUGGUAUUGGAGAAGGCAUCUAAUGCAAACCCUAUGCAAUGUUGUCAAAAGUAGUAACCUCUCUGUAAAAAUGGUGAUGAAAGCAAGUUCAAAUAUCCAUCAAGAUCAGAUUAAAUCUACUGUGCAAACUGUGAAUAACGGCAGUUCAGAGAGAAGUUGGCUGUGUGCCCGUCCACUCAAGUCAAAAAAGAGGCCACUACCUGAAACCUGGAUAACUGGCACCUGGAGUGAAGAAGAGAUCCAGCAACUGAAGGAAAAUGUUUCCAACUACUGCAAGUUGCAUCAACUUGUGGAUCCAUCUGAGAUUAUUUUUACCAUGACCAAGACACAACGCAGUGGCUUCUACAAAGAAAUAUCCAAGAAUAUUAAUAGACCGCUGUUCUCAGUCUACAGAAAGGUUAUCAGAAUAUAUGAUGGAAGCAACUAUUUGGGCCGGUACAGCACGGAAGAGCUGGAGCGUCUCAAGGUCUUGCAUUCGAAGCAUGGCAACGACUGGCGGGCCAUUGCCGCAAAGCUUGGCAGAUCAUCAUCAAGUGUGAAGGAUCGCUGCCGCCUCCUCAGGAACAAGACUGGCAACAGAGGCUCCUGGACUGAACAAGAGGAGGACAGGCUGGCCGAUGCUGUUGAACAGCAGGUUGGCAGGAUUGGGAGCGCAGCGGCGGACUACAGCGCCGGCAUCGCGUGGUCGGCCGUGGCUGUGAGCGUUGGCACGCGCACCGAGAAGCAGUGCCGGACCAAGUGGCUCCACUACCUCAACUGGAAGCGCAACUCUGGCGUGACAUGGAGCAAAACUGAUGAUCUGCAGCUCAUCUGCAGGCUGAGCGUGUGCGGCGUGUUGGAGGAGAAAAACGUAGACUGGGCGGCCCUGGCCCGCGGGUGGCCCGCGGUGCGGUCACCUCAUUGGCUGCGCUGCAAGUGGUGGACCCUCAAACACAAGCUUCAGUCCCGACACUGCUCUGGCUUUAAAGAGAAGUGCCGUGAGCUGUACAACAGCACCCCCCGCCCCGUCCUCCUGGACACCAUGAUAACCGUACCAACAACCACGACUUGUUCUCCUGGCGCGGCAGAUGACAGAGACGUGACGCCUGCCUUGCCUGCUGGUGUCAACAUCAGGAUCUGCAUCGCUGCACACAACUUUGCUGACAUCAUUAACUUCGAUGGCCCUGAGGAAGAGAGACAGCGGAUGUUACAGCGGUUGUUGCAGUCAGCUGUUGUGGUAACCGAAACUCCGUCGGGUAACGAUGUGUCCGAGCUGAGCAAUCUCUCCACUGUUGACUUUACUUCUGGUGAAGCGGAUAAGAUCUGUGGUACUUCAAAUUAUGAGGUCUUUAGUGAAGAGGAAGCCUCGACAGAUGCCGGCGUUUCUUUAGUGACAAUGGACUCGGUGGCGUCUUUUCUUGAACAUUCUGGGAAGAAAUUCACCGUAGCCAACACUCAGGCCCAGAACAUAAAGGUGACAAGCAUUGGGUCGUCGCUGAAGGCCUCGAAUUCUGCUGUCGACAUCACCCCGUCGUCAUCAGUGGCUGGUCUGCUCAGUAGUAACACGUCACUGUGUAUUGAUGAUGCAACUUACUGCAUUAGUGCCGGUGACCUAUGUGGUCUCACCGGCUCUGAUGUGCUAGUCAUAGGCAGUGAGGUUUGUGCUGAAACUGACAAUUGUUCACGUCACGACGGAGAUGACGACGAAUUCGCUUUAAUGACUCGUCAUGACGUUGAUACAAGAUCGGUAGUACGCACUGGCACGCCGAUUUUAGAAGUUUCAAAUGAUGCCUUCAGUGGUCACGUUUCUCUGAAUGUUUGUAGCGACGACGCGCUCGACCGCAUCGAUGUAAGGGAUGACGCCAGGGAGGCGCUGGGGGGCACAGCGAAUACUUGAGAUGGAGGGCGGUUCGACCAUCAUUUUCACGGCUGAUUAACUCCACGCAAGGGAGGCAGUGGCGUCAAAUACUGCUAAUUUUCAUCUGAUACGAUAAGUGCGAGCUCUGAUGUCUGCAUCAAGUUAACUUUGUGAAGAAAAGGAAGUAUUGAUGGAGGAACAGGGCCUUAAGGAACCUAGCAAUGGAUGGCAAGAUACCGACCUACGAAUACUGGUGCAUCGAUUGAGGGCGCGUAACUCGUAGAAUAACGUUCAUGUGAAUUGAAGGUUUUCAUCGAGCACGACAGCGAUUUUGCUCUACUUCAAUAACUUGAGUAAUCAAUUAACACAGAAUCGUGCUGAUAAUUGUAGAGUCUGAUGACUUUUGCCUUGGCCGGAAGUUCCUGCUUGCGACUGGAAAUGAAAGUGAACAAAAAUGGCCUUGAUUCUUAUUUCUAAUUUAACGACCCACAACGUCAAGGACCUCAAUUGUGCAGUAAUCCCACGAUGCAGUAAUCGCAAUAAAUAAUAUUCCCGUCCCCAACAUUUGAACAAAAACAAACUUAGCAUCUGGUAAGAUUCAGGAUAGGAUUCCUGAAUCCUAUCAUCAUUUUUGGGGGGAUUAGAGGCGGAUGUCAAAGGAUUGGCUCGCUGGUAGAUCAAUGGUCAGUGAAACUACCCUACGGGUCGGAGAAUAUUUUGGUAGGUGCUUUUCUAUUUCAUCUUAUUACCAUUUAUUGUGCACGCUUAUGGUUGAUAAGAAGUACAGGUUCUAAUUGAAGGGUAAAAGAUUUUGUUUUCUUCGUGAACGGUGUUAUUGGGCUGGUUGUUCUGAUCCGGUGCCAGGCCAACAUGACCUGAUUACAGCCACCGCUUCAAUGUAUAUUAUAUUUUAUAGUUAGGAUCUUUUAUUGAGUCGUUUUCUAAUAUGUUCCUGGCUGUCGAAAAAGUAAUUUAUUUCUCGAGCCUUCAAGUCUUAAUCUUCAUUGUGAUAGUGUUGAUUGUUUGCACAGUUGAAUUAAGUAGUCAUUAAGUAUUAUCAUUUCCUUGAAUUUCUGUUUAUUUAUGUUGAUUUUAUCUAUUUAUUUACAUACUCGAGUAUUUACCAGUUGCGUUUUUAGUGUAUUUGCCCUCACUGUGAUAUCUUAAUUCUGGAAAUAAAUUUAAACCAUUGAUACAAU